Molecule: messenger RNA, 1990 nt
Organism: Nanorana parkeri
Lineage: Eukaryota; Metazoa; Chordata; Amphibia; Anura; Dicroglossidae
Gene: STIP1
Product: stress induced phosphoprotein 1
Exons: 14
Coding region: 98-1729 (543 amino acids)
Molecular function (GO): Hsp90 protein binding
Source: RefSeq, a predicted model, not a curated record
AUGAUAUCGUGGUUCGUAGGCGGGUUUUGAACUGUCAUCUUCUAGUAGGUUCGAGAAGACGCGUGGAGAGGCCGGAGUCACAGGGAGCAGCAGAGCCAUGGAGAAGGCUACUGAACUGAAAGAAAAAGGUAACAAAGCCCUCUCAGCUGGAGAUUUGGAUGAAGCAGUGCGAUGCUACACUGAAGCCAUCAAACUAGACCCCAAAAAUCAUGUCCUUUAUAGCAACCGCUCUGCAGCAUAUGCCAAAAAGAGGGAAUAUGCCAAAGCUCUGGAAGAUGGAUGCAAAACUGUUGAGCUUAAAGCAGACUGGGGCAAGGGUUACUCAAGAAAAGCAGCAGCUCUGGAAUUUCUUAACCGCUUUGAGGAGGCAAAAAAAACCUAUGAAGAGGGUCUUCGGCAUGAGCCAACAAAUGCACAACUGAAAGAAGGCCUGCAAAACAUGGAGGCCAGGCUGGCAGAGAGGAAGUUCAUGAAUCCUUUCAACUCUCCCAACUUAUUCCAGAAGCUAGAAUCAGACCCUCGUACGAGAGCCCUUCUCAGUGACCCAAGUUAUAAAGAAUUGAUAGAGCAACUAAGGAACAAGCCAUCUGACCUAGGAACAAAGCUUCAGGAUCCACGAGUUAUGACCACUUUGAGUGUAUUACUUGGAGUAGAUCUAGGCACUGUGGAUGAUGAUGAUGAGGAACCGCCGCCACCACCUCCCACUCAGCCGAAAAAAGAGAACAAGCCUGAGCCAAUGGAAGAAGAUCUCCCUGAAAAUAAGAAACAGGCUCAAAUGGAGAAAGAGCUAGGCAAUGAGGCGUACAAGAAAAAAGAUUUUGACACUGCACUAAAACAUUAUGGACAAGCCAGAGAACUUGAUCCAGCUAACAUGACCUAUAUUACAAACCAGGCCGCUGUUCAUUUCGAAAAAGGAGAUUACAAUAAAUGCAGAGCAUUAUGUGACACAGCAAUUGAAGUAGGAAGAGAAAACCGAGAAGAUUAUCGUCUGAUUGCAAAAGCAUAUGCCCGCAUUGGGAACUCCUAUUAUAAAGAAGACAUGUACAAGGAAGCAAUUCAGUUCUACAACAAAUCUCUGGCAGAGCACAGAAUUCCAGAGGUUCUCAAGAAAUGUCAGCAGGCAGAGAAAAUUCUAAAGGAGCAGGAACGCCUUGCUUACAUCAAUCCUGAACUGGCUCUUGAGGAGAAAAGUAAAGGCAAUGAAGCUUUUCAAAAAGGAGACUACCCCCAAGCAGUGAAACAUUACUCAGAAGCAAUUAAGAGGAAUCCAAAAGAUGCCAAACUGUACAGUAAUCGAGCCGCAUGCUACACCAAACUGCUGGAGUUUCAACUUGCUCUUAAGGACUGUGAGGAAUGUAUACGACUAGAGCCUGCAUUCAUUAAGGGCUACACUCGCAAAGCUUCAGCACUGGAGGCCAUGAAAGACUUCACCAAGGCUAUGGAUGUUUAUCAGAAAGCAUUGGAUCUGGACUCUGCAUGCAAGGAAGCAAGUGAUGGUUACCAGAGGUGCAUGAUGUCACAGUACCACAGGAAUGACAGUCCAGAAGAUGUGAAACGCAGGGCAAUGUCAGAUCCAGAAGUGCAACAGAUUAUGAGUGAUCCAGCAAUGAGACUGAUACUGGAACAAAUGCAGAAGGACCCACAGGCACUGAGCGAACACUUGAAAAAUCCAGGAAUUGCUCUGAAGAUACAGAAAUUAAUGGAUAUUGGGUUAAUUGCCAUCCGGUGAUGAAUCUCUUAGCAUCCCCCUUGCCUCAUGUUAAGAGCUGAUGUCCUCAUCCCCCUGAUGCUGCCCCUGUUUUGCUCUUCACUAGUUGUGGUGCAGUGGAGAGUUAGGGACUUUAUGAAAAGACUGCUCUGUGUACAGCAGAGCUGGGGGGAGAGAUCCAUGCGUCAGACACUCUAUACGCAUCUUUGUUCUGCUACUCUCUCCCAGUUGUUCAAGUUUAUUGACCUGUAAUAAUGUAAUAAAGACAAGCACGUGAUUAUA